CUCCACACCUGACUAUAAAGAGCUGAUUUUGAUUAUAUUCAUGACGGAAACAGUCCACGCUUCGGUAAAUACAAGUAGUUCCCGUUAAUUUCGCAGGAAUAAUGACGCACCGAUUAAUCUGGAUGAACUUGACUAGUCAAAGUUCUAACAACGACAGAGGCUUUACUGGUAAUGAAACUGAGUAUGGAGUGUCGGUGACAUCCACUGCUGUUGCUGUACUGGACAGCAAGCUCAUGCAGAUCUUCUUCCCAGUGGUGUACAUCAUCGUCUUCAGUGUGGGCUUGCCAACCAACGCUAUGGCCAUCUGGGUCUUCCUCUUCAGGACAAAGAAGAAACAUGCCUCAUCCAUUUUCAUGGCCAACCUCGCACUGGCCGACCUGCUGUUCGUAAUCUGGAUUCCCCUAAAGAUCGCGUACCAUUUUAAUGGGAAUAACUGGAUCUACGGAGAAGCCCUGUGCAAAGUCCUGGUUGCCUUUUUCUAUGGGAACAUGUAUUGUUCGACUGCUUUCAUUGCAUGUAUUAGUGUCCAGAGGUACUGGGCCAUAGUACAUCCUCUUUCCCAGCAGAAAAGGAACAACAAAUUGGCAACUGGUGUUGCUGUGUGUGUGUGGCUGGUUGUGUGGGUCAUUACCGUGCCUCUUUAUCUUUAUGACCAGACCGUGAUGGUCACCAACAUGGAUAUUGUUACCUGCCAUGACGUCACUCGCCCCAGCCAGUCACGCUACCCUUCUAUCUACUUCCUGAUUAUGGGAGUUGUUGGAUUCAUAGUUCCCUGCAUAGUAUGUAUAGUAGCCUACGUGCAGAUGCUACGUGCCCUGAAGAGCUCGAUGACAGAUGCUGAUAUCAUUCAGAAGCGAAGGAAGGCUGUCAUCCUCAUCGUCACGGUGCUGGUGAUGUUCCUAGUGUGUUUUACCCCAAGUAACAUCAUGGUUAUGGUGCAUUACUCCCUGCUUUCUAUGGGAGUACAGGACAGCGGUUACGGCUUCUAUGUUACAAUGCUAUGCCUGGCCAGCCUCAACAGCUGCGUCGAUCCAUUCAUAUAUUAUUUUGUUUCAGAUGAGUUCAGAGAGCAUGUAAGAAACACGUUUCUUUGCCGCAGCGAACGCACAGCGCAGAGGAUGCGGGUUUCUUUCAGUGCACUGAAGUAUUCAAAAAGCAGUACCUACACAUCAGAGUCUGGAAACACGCAGAGCAGUUCCUACUAAGAAUGACAGCUGGAGAACUGUUUUACAAAUCUGUGCUAUGCUCUGGUGCUCUACAAUACCUCUUGAAACCAUAUAAGCACUUGUUAUUUUAUUAUUAAAUGUUGUAAGGGCUGGAGGAACACGUUUCUGAAAGAUGAGUUAUUGUCGACUUUUAACGUGUAAUUCAGUCAACGAUUAAAUAUCUUUUUUUCAUAAUCUCACAUAAAUGCUUUUUUUAUUUAUCUUGUUAAAUAUGGGAAUUACAUCCAUAUUUGAAGAUCUUAAGACCUUAAAAGGGCAUCCAAGGAUUCUCACUUUUUGGAACUACAAAUUGGCCUCCUGUUUGAAAUGGUCACCAUGGAAAUGAUAAAGAGUUGUUAUUAUUGUGUUGCCAUUACGUCAUUAGUUACAGGUUGCCUCAUUUUGGGUUUAAAGACCUGAAAAUUAUUUUGCCUGUUUGGUAUAGUGGCAUUUCUCAGAAUUGCCUUUCAAAUGACCUUUAAUCCUGUUAGGUGGAAGUAGACUAGAAGUUGACUGAAUAACUGAAGCUGUAAUAUAUUUUAAGCACCUGUUACAGAAACCAUUUUGCAUUUAUUCCUGUUUACAUAAAAGUAUUUUUAAAAGAAUGUGAAAUGUUAUGUGAAUCACACCAGUGACCAAUUUUAGAUGUGUGAAUGUAUUCCCAGCAAACAUAACCUCGUUCAAAUGUGUUCUAACGCACUAAAUGCUGGAAUGGUAGUCUCAUUUUUAUGCAUAGUCUUAUAAAUGCUGUUUUCUUUUUGCACUCCCAUGCCUCACUUAGUUUCAAAGCACAUGUAUAGGUUUUAAUGUUGUUUUAUCUGUGAUGUAUAUUUUGUAUUUGUCUCUUUUUUUUUUUUUUUUAAGAAUUGUCUUAAUUUAUCAACAAAUUUGUCUCUCGCCCAUGUCUGCCUAUGAUUUGCUGUGUGUAUGUGGCCUUGUUUUCUAAAUGAGACAGACCGCGGGUAGAACAUGACUGAAGUCCACAAGGCAACUUUUUAACUAGCCAAAUCAUAAAAUUGAUUUGCAGUUGUUUGACACACACACACACACACCAUUUACAGUUCAUUGUCCUUUUUAAAUUACUGUUCACUGA
This is a messenger RNA of Sinocyclocheilus grahami, 2298 nucleotides long. Its product is annotated as proteinase-activated receptor 2-like. NCBI's taxonomy places the organism in Eukaryota, Metazoa, Chordata, Actinopteri, Cypriniformes, Cyprinidae. Bases 102 to 1205 code for a protein of 367 amino acids. The record is from RefSeq and is a predicted model, not a curated record. Gene Ontology annotation, molecular function: thrombin-activated receptor activity. Gene Ontology annotation, biological process: thrombin-activated receptor signaling pathway; phospholipase C-activating G protein-coupled receptor signaling pathway; positive regulation of Rho protein signal transduction. Gene Ontology annotation, cellular component: plasma membrane. The transcript is spliced from 2 exons.